Molecule: messenger RNA, 1050 nt
Organism: Rotaria socialis
Lineage: Eukaryota; Metazoa; Rotifera; Eurotatoria; Philodinida; Philodinidae
Source: the annotation of a GenBank genome assembly
AUGUUAUCUCACUUUAAAAAUCUUAAAUAUUUUUUUGGAAUCAUAAUUGACAUCAUUCAUGCUAUUAUACAAGCUGUGAGUCAUUAUAUUUUUUCAACAACAGAAAAAAAUGUUCGAAAUGAAAUCGUACUUAUAACAGGAUCUGGAAGAGGUUUAGGUCAGCAAAUGGCGCUUCUGCUCGCUAAACGAGGUGCAAUUGUUGUAUUAUGUGAUAUAGAUAAAGCUGCGAAUGAACAAACAGCUCAGUUGAUAGAAAAAGAAUUAGCAUUAACAACUCAUCAUGACAAUCGUGUAUUCGCAUAUGAAUGUGAUAUUGGAAACCGAGAUGAAGUUUAUCGUCUUGUAGAAAAAGUUCAGAAUGAAGUUGGUGAAAUCACGAUGUUAAUCAAUAAUGCGGCUAUUUUAUCAUCAAAAUCCAUUACAGAUAUGACUGAGGAAGAAUUUUCAAGAUGUUUAAAUGUCAACCUAUUCGCAGCAUAUUGGUUAAUUCGUCAAAUUCUUCCAUCGAUGAAAAAACGUAAUCAUGGACAUAUAGUAACAAUGCUUGGUACAACCGCUGUAUUUGGGCUGGGAAAUUUUGCUGAUAUAUGUACAUCUAAAUUUGGUCUUGUUGGUCUUAUGGAAAGUGUUGAUCAUGAAUUAACUUUAGGAGGUUUUGAUGGUAUAUAUACCACUGCAGCUGUAUCGCAUUAUGUCACGACAGGUUUAUACCAGUUGGCGAAAACAUUGUUUAAUCCAUUGGUGCCACCGCUUACAAUUGAUUAUGCAGCAAAGAAAAUUAUUCAUGGAAUCUUGAUCAAUAGAAAAUUGGUUUGUGUACCACGCUUUUAUUAUCUAGUACCAUUGGUGAAAGGUAUAUUGCCGUCUCGUGCUUUUCUCAUUCUUCUUAAUACAUUUAUUAAUCCAAAAAUAUCGGUUUAUGUUAGAAGAGGAUCAUAUGAUAAAUCAAGUAGAAGUAAUUCGUUAUCACCACCAGUUCAUGGUGGUCCAUUGAUUGGUAAUCAUUAUUAUAUUCCACGAAAACGUAAUCAUGUUAGUGCAUGUGAAUGA